This is a messenger RNA of Racocetra persica, 242 nucleotides long. NCBI's taxonomy places the organism in Eukaryota, Fungi, Glomeromycota, Glomeromycetes, Diversisporales, Gigasporaceae. The record is from the annotation of a GenBank genome assembly.
GAUAUGGUUUGGAUGUGUUGCGCUAUAAGGUGAAUAGAUGGGAACAUGAGUUUUGUAAAACAAAUUUUGAUGGCUGGAUACUAUCAAGUUCCUCUUCAAUUUCAGAAGACCUAAUAAAAGCAAUGAGGCAUAGAAUAUCGGUUAUAAAUUCUAUGAAUAUAGAUGGUCUUGCUUCAGAUGAGGAAUAUACCCAUGAAUUAAUAAAUUUAACUGGAAAUGCUAUAAGGUGGAUAGAUGGGAAC